AGGAAGAUGGGAACACUGAGAGACGAUGGGUAAGGGGCACAGGAUUCCUUUUUGGAAGGACUAAAAUGUAUUAAAAUUAAUCAUGGUGGCGAUUGCACAACUCUGUGCAUAUACUAAUAACUAUUGAAUUGUACACUUUAAACUGAUGAAUUCUUUGGUAUGUGAAUUAUAUGUCAACAAAGACUUUACUGGACACAAAAAGCCUUGAACCAUGUUAUCCAAAAAUAUGCUAAUGUAACUGUCUAAUUACUUUUUCUUUAGUUCUUGUGUCAAGGACACUGCAGUCAGAAGUGUCUUCAAAUUGCCACAGUUCUUAACACUAUUUUAGAAUCUUUUAUAUAUCACAAAUGACACCCAAAUGUUAGGUCCUUGAAACUUAGCUGAAUGAUAGCACUUACGAUAAAAGGGACUUGAAGUACACUCAUAAAACACAAGGUCAUCUCCCCUCUGCUUCUUUCCACUUGGCACGCUCUGACUAUUCAUAUAAUGUGUUUACUUUGCCCUGUAAGAGUUGUAUUUUAACUUCUUAAUUGAUUUCUCCUGGGAUAUAAGUACAAGCAAUAGUAAAAUGAAACAGCAAUUUGAAAAGAAGAAUUCAUUAAACCAAGAUGUCUAAGAAAUGGAUUUCAGUUCUGCUAAUACAACUGAGUUGUUACAUUAGCUGUGGAACUUGUGGAAAAGUGCUGGUGUGGCCAACAGAAUAUAGUCAUUGGAUCAAUAUAAAGAUAAUAUUGCAUGAACUUAUUCAGAGGGGUCACGAGGUGACUGUUCUAACAUCUUCGGCUUCCAUUCUUAUUGAUCCCAACACACCAUCUGCAAUAAAAUUUGAGGUUUAUCCUACAUCUCUUACUAAAGAUGAUUUUGAGAUUUUUUUCAUGAAAUUCACCAGGAAAUGGACAUAUGAUCUGCCGAAAGAUACAUUUUGGACAUAUUUUUCACAAAUACAAGAAAUGGAGUGGGAAUAUUCUGAUUUUAUUGAAAAUCUCUGUAAAGAAGCAGUUUUCAACAAGAAACUCAUGAUGAAACUACAGAAAUCAAGGUUUGAUGUCGUUCUUGCAGAUAUCAUUGCUCCUUGUGGUGAGCUACUGGCUGAGCUACUUAAAAUACCCUUUGUGUAUAGUGUCCGGUUCACUUAUGGCUAUACAGUUGAAAAGUAUAGUGGAGGACUUUUAACCCCUCCUUCCUAUGUACCUAUUGUUCUGUCAGAAUUACAAGAUCGAAUGACAUUCUUGGAGAGGGUAAAAAAUAUGAUAUAUGUGCUCUAUUUUGACUUUUGGUUCCAGGCACUUAAUGAGAAGAAGUGGGAUCAGUUUUACAGUGACGUACUAGGUAAACCCACUACAUUAUAUGAGACAAUGGGGAAAGCUGAUAUAUGGCUCAUUCGAACUUAUUGGGAUAUUGAGUUUCCUCGCCCAUUCUUGCCACAUUUUGAUUUUGUUGGAGGACUCCACUGCAAACCCGCCAGUCCCUUGCCUAAAGAAAUGGAAGAGUUUGUCCAGAGCUCUGGAGAAUAUGGUGUUGUGGUGUUUACUCUUGGAUCAAUAGUCAGUAACAUCACAGAAGAAAGGGCCCAAACGAUUGCAUCAGCCCUUGCCCAGAUUCCACAAAAGGUGCUGUGGCGAUUUGAUGGCAAGAAACCAGAUAACUUAGGACCCAAUACGAGACUGUAUAAGUGGAUCCCCCAGAAUGACCUCCUUGGUCACCCAAAGACCAAAGCUUUUAUAACUCAUGGUGGAACCAAUGGCAUUUAUGAGGCUAUCUACCAUGGGAUCCCUAUGGUGGGCAUUCCCUUGUUUGCGGAUCAACCUGAAAACAUUGAUCGCAUGAAGGCCAAGGGGGCAGCAGUGAGUCUGGACAUGAACACAAUGACAAGUACAGAUUUGCUCAGUGCUUUGAAGACUGUCAUCAAUGACCCAUCCUAUAAAGAGAAUGCUAUGAGGUUAUCAGCCAUUCAUCAUGAUCAGCCUGUUAAGCCCCUGGAUCGAGCCGUCUUCUGGAUUGAGUUUGUCAUGCGCCACAAAGGAGCCAAGCACCUUCGCCCAGCCUCCCUCAGCCUCACCUGGUACCAGUACCACUCUUUGGAUGUGAUUGGGUUUCUACUGGCUUGUGUGGCAAUCGUCACUUUUCUUGUCAUAAAAUGUUGCUUAUUUGGUUAUCAAAAGUUUUUUAAGACAGAAAAGAAGAAAAAGAGGGAGUAG
Messenger RNA from Loxodonta africana (African savanna elephant), 2198 nucleotides. Its product is annotated as UDP-glucuronosyltransferase 2B17-like. The transcript has 6 exons. The coding region runs from base 609 to 2198 and encodes 529 amino acids. Gene Ontology annotation, biological process: estrogen metabolic process. Gene Ontology annotation, molecular function: glucuronosyltransferase activity. Lineage: Eukaryota; Metazoa; Chordata; Mammalia; Proboscidea; Elephantidae. The record is from RefSeq and is a predicted model, not a curated record.